Molecule: messenger RNA, 1982 nt
Organism: Andrographis paniculata
Lineage: Eukaryota; Viridiplantae; Streptophyta; Magnoliopsida; Lamiales; Acanthaceae
Product: acyl-CoA-binding domain-containing protein 4
Exons: 14
Coding region: 179-1702 (507 amino acids)
Molecular function (GO): protein binding
Source: RefSeq, a predicted model, not a curated record
UGCUGCGAACUAGAUAGGACUUCACCGGCUCACUGCUCUAAGUUCAUACGGCCGAUCGAACACGAAGGCGAGAGACAAAGCUAACGGGUUUUUCUGUCGGUGUUCGCAUCUCUACUCCAAGAUCGGUCGUUUCCCGCUGUCCGAUCCGAUCCCAGUGUUCUCUUCUAAGGAUAAUACAAUGGGAGCAGAUAGUCAGAGCUGGCAUCUGGAGUUAAGCUAUGAUCAGUGGGUAGCACUCCCUGUAUCUGGUCCCCGCCCUGCUGCACGGUAUAAGCAUGCUGCGGCUUUAUUUGAUGAGAAGUUAUACAUUACUGGUGGAAGUCGCAAUGGUAGAUACUUGUCCGAUUUCCAGGUUUUUGAUUUGAGAAGUUUGACAUGGUCCACCGUCAAAUUGAAUAUUGAAGCUUCAGAUGCGAAGACAAAUGAUGGCAUCCCAGCACAAGUUUUUCCUGCAACUUCUGGUCAUAGUAUGAUUAAAUGGGGAAAAAGGCUACUUCUUAUUGCUGGCCUUUCGAAACAUACAACUGACAGGAUGACAGUACGGUUCAUUGACCUUGAAUCAUACAAUUGCGGUGUUGUGGAGACCUUUGGAAAAAUUCCGGUAGCUCGCAGUGGACAAUCAGUUACACUUUUUGGCUCAAAACUUAUCAUGUUUGGUGGAGAAGACUGGAAUAGGAGAUUACUGAAUGAUGUUAACGUUCUUGAUUUGGAGACAAUGACAUGGACUCCUGUUGAGACUACGCAGGCACCUCCAACUCCAAGAUUUGAUCAUGCAGCUGCACUGCACUCAGAGCGAUAUCUUUUUAUCUUCGGUGGAUGCUCUCAUUCUGUAUUUUUCAGUGACCUCUAUGUGCUGGAUUUGGAAGCAAUGGAAUGGUCGCAACCACAGAUUCAGGGUGAUAUUGUGAAAUCAAGGGCAGGCCAUGCUGGUGUUGAUGUUGGAGAAAACUGGUUUAUUGUUGGCGGUGGAGAUAACAGAAGUGGUGCCUUGGAAACCCUUGUUAUAAAUAUGUCCAAGCUUGUAGUAUCUGUUGUGACUAGUGUAAAAGAAAGAGAUCCACUGGCUAGUGAGGGAAUCAGCAUUUCAUCUGCAUUGCUAGGUGGUGAGACUUUUUUGGUUACAUUCGGUGGGUACAAUGGAAAAUACUACAAUGAGGUGUUUGUUAUGAAAGUCAAACCAAGGGACUCUUCGCAACCCAAGAUAUUGCAAUCGCCAGCAGCAGCUGCUGCUGCAGCUUCUGUUACUGCUGCAUAUGCCUUGGCAAAAUCUGAAAGUUUGGAUUAUGGUGAGCAAGAGGAUACAAAUGCUAAGGUAAUUACGGUGGAUACUUCUCAACAAGAUACUGCACUUGAAGUUAAUUCAAUCAAAGAAGAAAUGAAAGCUUUGGAGUCGUCACUUAUUGAGGUUACAGCAGAAACUGCUGCACUCAAGACUAAGAUUGAUGAAACAAAUGGAAGUUAUGCUGAGUUGUCCAAGGAAUUGCAUUCAGUCCAAGGACAGCUUGCUAAUGAGAGAUCGCGGUGCGCCAAACUAGAGGCACAGAUUUCAGAGCUCCAGAAGAUGCUUGAAUCUCUCCCAUCAUUGGAGAAAGAAGUUCAAGCCCUUCGUUCCGAAAAAUCUGCAUUCGAAGGUGAUAUGGAGCAUGGUGGUGCAGCCCAGAGUCAGCGUUCUGGGGGCAUUUGGAAAUGGGUUGCAGGAUAAGCAAACGUACUGCUCCAAUCUGGUCAGGUCAGUGAUCAAUUCUCUUUCCUAGAAAACUAAUACAAUGUGUUAUCGUCGAUCAAUUGCAUAUAUCAUAUAUAUAUAUAUAUCUGAGGAGGUGAGGUUCUUCACAUUUGUUGAGGGCCAACAUUGUUGCCAAAUUGAAUUUUGAACUGCUUUUUGCUUGCGACAUUGUUCCAUUAUCUUGGAUUACGUGAUUUUUUGGCUUUUAUACGUGUAAUCUGGUACAUGAAAGAAAUGUUAUUAAGAAUUUUAUUCA